CGAAUUUGUUUAUAUUUUGCGUCGGCGCCACUUUGUUCAUGGCUGGGGAAAAGCAGACUUGUUUUGAGAAAUAAUCCGCCAUGCAGGACAUCUUGGCUAAUGUCCCCAAGCGCCUUUUGCUGGCAUAUAUAUUUGACUGGAUCGUGAUUAUUGUUGUCGCGAUUAUUGGAUAUGGAUUUUCCAAGGCAACUCCAAACUCGAAUCCAUUUUCCCUAACUGACGGGUCCAUUUCUUAUCCUUUUAAGAAGCAUGAGACUGUACCGAGCCAUGUGCAGGUGUUCAUCUCGCUGGUCGGCCCAGCUACCAUUAUUGCGUUGCUUGUUCUUGCUUUGAUCCCGGGCUCCGCAGUGAGUAGAAAUGCUCCUCGGUCCCUGAAAUGGAGAUACAGGAUAUGGGAAUGCAAUGCAGGGUGGAUGGGACUGGCAGUGGCUCUUGCCGGUGCAUACACGGCCACGCAUGGCUUAAAGAACUUGGUCGGUAAACCACGCCCGGACUUUCUGGCUCGCUGUGAUCCGGAUCUUUCCAAAAUCACUGCCUAUGCUGUUGGUGGUUUGGGCCAACAACUUGAAGGUGCUCCUACGCUAGUGACUUGGGAGAUAUGCCAGAACAAAUCCAAUAAAUUGAGGUCAGCCGGAUUCUCGAGCUUUCCCAGUGGGCAUUCAUCUUGUAAGUUUGGUGGAAGUCCGUGAAAUCAUAUUACAAACCAUUGACAUGGCAUCAAGUUGCGUUUGCAGGAAUGACAUAUUUGACCCUCUGGCUAUGUUCCAAGUUUUCGAUCGCGUUCCCAUACCUCGC
Aspergillus wentii DTO 134E9 is the source of this 795-nucleotide messenger RNA. RefSeq lists its product as uncharacterized. The coding region runs from base 81 to 689 and encodes 202 amino acids. The transcript is spliced from 2 exons. The record is from RefSeq and is a predicted model, not a curated record. Gene Ontology annotation, molecular function: phosphatidate phosphatase activity. NCBI's taxonomy places the organism in Eukaryota, Fungi, Ascomycota, Eurotiomycetes, Eurotiales, Aspergillaceae. Gene Ontology annotation, biological process: phospholipid metabolic process.